Scophthalmus maximus (turbot) is the source of this 1052-nucleotide messenger RNA. It is a transcript of the gene cdkn1ca, whose product is annotated as cyclin-dependent kinase inhibitor 1Ca. The record is from RefSeq and is a predicted model, not a curated record. NCBI's taxonomy places the organism in Eukaryota, Metazoa, Chordata, Actinopteri, Pleuronectiformes, Scophthalmidae. Gene Ontology annotation, molecular function: cyclin-dependent protein serine/threonine kinase inhibitor activity. The transcript has 2 exons. Gene Ontology annotation, cellular component: nucleus. The coding region runs from base 94 to 642 and encodes 182 amino acids. Gene Ontology annotation, biological process: regulation of cell cycle.
CAGAGGGAGAGGAGGAGGACGACAUCAUCCGCAGCAGCAACAACAGCAGGAACGUUCCCCUCGAGACUCUCGCCGCCAGCAGCAGAGGACACCAUGACCUCCAUCAGGCGCAAGGAGUCGGCCUGCAGGAGUCUGUUCGGCCCCGUGGACCACGAGCAGCUGCGGCGCGACUUGGCGCUGCGGCUGAGCGAGGUCGCCGAGCAGGACAGCCGCCGCUGGAACUUCGACUUCCAGGCCGGGGCGCCGCUGCCCGGUCGGUUCCAGUGGGAGGAGACACCCGCUGCUGCGUUCUACCAGGAGGAGCCCGCGCUGCCGAGGGACGCCGUCUGUCCCCCGGUCGCACCGGGCCGCGGCGAUGCUGACGGUGGUGCUGAUGGCGGUGAUGAGGCUGAAGGAGCAAGCGCGGGGACCGACCAGGAGAACUGCCCCCGCAUCUCCAACACGCGGUGUCCCGCCGAAGUGACGCCCCUCCGGGGGAAGAGGUCUCUCUCCAAACCGGCGGCCAAGCGCAGGAGCGCGAACGCACGGAUCACAGAUUUUUUCGCAAAGAGGAGGAGGACGACGGACACAAAGAGUCCUCAUCAUCUUCAUCUUCAUCACACGAGUUCCAGUGAAGCAGCUUUGUGCAAAACGAUCAGAUGAACUGUUUAUACGGACUAUUUAUAUUUCUACAUGAACAUUUUCAUGGACUGGACCAAAGGGAUUUAAUUUAAUUUAAUUUUAUUGUGUUGUGUUUUCAGUUUUGUUAUUUGGCCCUGACAUGAAAUUCUAGAAUUUUAUGUUAUUUAUUUUAUUUAUGGCAACGUUUUUUUUGAAAUUAUUAUUUAAAACCUUUUCCUUUUUCCACUGCUGAUGUUGCAAAUAUCUUUGUUAACUUAUAAUAUGUUUAAGUUAACAAUAUGUUUAAGUUAACAAUAUGUUUUCUCUCAUUGUUUUCAUCAGUGUUAUCGUUUUCCCACAUCAUUGUCAACCUUGUUGAAUGAAUGAAAUGUACUGAGCUGCUUUCUAUUAAUGAUCUUUUUUUUUUUAAAAAAAGCACUAUUUUGUCCUUA